This is a messenger RNA of Medicago truncatula (barrel medic), 1864 nucleotides long. Its product is annotated as uridine kinase-like protein 4. Lineage: Eukaryota; Viridiplantae; Streptophyta; Magnoliopsida; Fabales; Fabaceae. Gene Ontology annotation, molecular function: kinase activity; ATP binding. The record is from RefSeq and is a predicted model, not a curated record. Bases 169 to 1599 code for a protein of 476 amino acids. The transcript is spliced from 15 exons.
UUUCCGACAAUGUGUGUAUAUAUAAACCAAACCAAAACAAAGGGGUCUACACACAUGAGGUGUUUCAUCAUUGAAUGUUUUGUUGACAUAUGAACUACUACAAAGUCAUCAUCUUUGAUUGAAAAUUCUCACCUUCUUCAAUUUCUUGUGCUUACAAGGUAUUUACUAAUGGGUACUGCUAAGUCAGCUGUUGAUUUAAUGGGAUCUUCUUCUGAAGUUCAUUUUUCUGGAUUUCACAUGGAUGGUUUUGAGAAAAGAGAGGCUAGCAUAGAACAACCAACAACAUCAGCAACUGAUGUGUACAACCAACCUUUCGUCAUAGGUGUUGCUGGUGGUGCAGCAUCCGGCAAAAAAACAGUUUGUGAUAUGAUUGUUCAGCAACUUCAUGACCAGCGAGUUGUGCUUGUUAAUCAGGAUUCUUUUUACAAUAACUUGACUGAGGAGGAACGAGCAAGAGUACAAGAUUACAACUUUGAUCAUCCUGAUGCUUUUGAUACCGAGGAAUUGCUUCGUGUUAUGGACAAGUUGAAGCAUGGCGAAGCUGUUGAUAUUCCAAAGUAUGACUUCAAGAGUUACAAAAGUGAUGCAUUAAGAAGGGUUAACCCUUCAGAUGUUAUAAUUUUGGAAGGCAUCCUUGUUUUCCACGAUCCUCGUGUUCGGGAGUUGAUGAAUAUGAAGAUAUUUGUUGACACAGAUGCUGAUGUUCGUUUGGCAAGAAGGAUCAGGCGUGAUACCAGCGAGAAGGAUCGGGACAUUGGAGCAAUUCUUGAUCAAUAUUCAAAAUUUGUAAAGCCAGCUUUUGAUGACUUCAUUCUUCCAACAAAGAAAUAUGCCGAUAUCAUCAUACCUCGUGGAGGAGAUAAUCAUGUGGCUGUUGAUUUGAUCGUUCAGCACAUCCGCACAAAGCUUGGUCAACAUGACCUGUGUAAAAUAUAUCCAAAUUUAUAUGUCAUUCAUUCAACUUUUCAGAUACGGGGUAUGCAUACUCUGAUACGUGAUGCUCAGAUAACGAAGCAUGAUUUUGUAUUUUAUUCUGAUCGUUUGAUACGAUUGGUUGUAGAACAUGGUUUGGGGCAUCUUCCAUUUACAGAAAAGCAAGUGAUCACUCCCACUGGUUCUGUAUACACUGGUGUGGAUUUUUGUAAGAGGUUGUGUGGUGUCUCUGUCAUCAGAAGUGGGGAGAGUAUGGAGAAUGCCUUAAGAGCAUGCUGUAAAGGUAUUAAGAUUGGGAAAAUUUUGAUCCACCGAGAAGGUGACAAUGGUCAACAGCUAAUAUAUGAGAAGUUGCCAAACGAUAUCUCAGAAAGGCACGUGUUACUGUUGGACCCUAUCCUUGGCACAGGUAACUCAGCUGUUCAAGCGAUUUCUUUACUUAUACAAAAGGGUGUACCAGAGUCCAACAUCAUAUUUCUUAAUCUCAUAUCUGCUCCUAAAGGUGUACAUGUGGUAUGCAAAUGUUUUCCAAGAAUUAAAAUAGUGACAUCUGAGAUAGAGAUUGGUUUGAAUGAAGAUUUCCGUGUUAUACCGGGCAUGGGCGAGUUCGGAGAUCGGUACUUUGGAACAGAUGAUGAUGAACAAGUAGUGGUUGCUUCACAGUAAGGAAACCAAAUUCCACAAAAUGCUUUGGUUGAUCAUCCUUACAUUACAGUGAGACUACCUAUGUUGCAAUUUGCUCAACUACUAUUAUAACUUGGAUCACCAUGACAGUUCCAUGUUAUCUCUUUUACUAUAUUCUAGAACAAAUAUAAUUUGUACGUGAUUAAGACUAAACUAAUCAUGCAAAGAUUUAAAAGUUGUGAACUUAUAUGAAUACAUGGAUGGUGGAGCAUUCAGGGGGCAUAAAUGAAGCAACUAAUUAGUGAAA